Aspergillus wentii DTO 134E9 is the source of this 1421-nucleotide messenger RNA. RefSeq names its product putative cell wall protein (gene midA). The transcript has a single exon. The record is from RefSeq and is a predicted model, not a curated record. Bases 413 to 1246 code for a protein of 277 amino acids. NCBI's taxonomy places the organism in Eukaryota, Fungi, Ascomycota, Eurotiomycetes, Eurotiales, Aspergillaceae.
CGGCUAGUUCCUUUCAACGAGUCUGUACGAAGGGAAAAAGGCGCCCCUCGCUGUUUGCUGCGGUCUGACUGUUCUUCCUUUCUCUCUCUCCUUCUGCUCUCUUUCUUGUCAGCAUCAUCAGUUUCACCUGCUUCCUUACACUCGCUUUCCUGCACCCCCGUGGGUUCUAUUUCAAGUCAUUCGUUCAUCCCCCUCUCUGUCCUCCGCAGCCCUAAUACUCUAAUACUACUCCUCCUCCUAUCUUCGAUAUUAUCGAUCAGAUAUAUCGCCUGCUCGAUUCAUCUAUUUUCGACCCUCGCACCAUCAGUUGGCCCCUCGUUCCGUCAGAUUCCGGCUCUGGAAGUCUUGUACUCUGCGGCUCAACCUUGAUCAACUCCAUCUUCUAUCCAUCUCGUCCUGACUAUCAUCCAUCAUGCGGGUCGCUUCUCUCUCGUUCCUCGUUUACUCUCUGUCACUCUUGACCGUGACUGCAGGCCAGAGUAAAGCAGUGACAGAACUCGAUGCCAUCACUUCUGCCGUUGCUGGUGCCACCACCGCUGCUGAAACCACCGCUGACACUGCUCCGACAUCAACCUCGUCGUCUGAGUCAACUGAAAGCACCUCGUCGACCAGCAGUGCCGAGACAACAGCAGCAGAGACUACCUCUUCGGCAGAACAACCUACCACCACCUCGAGCAGUGAAGCGCCUUCGACAACCGACCAGGCAGCGACGACAACAUCUUCGUCCUCGUCACCUGCAACCACCGAUGGACCUUCCACCACCUCGGAUCCUUCUUCUACUUCUUCCAGCAGCAGCAGUAGCAGCAGCACUACCCAACUAACCACCAGCCAUACCGUCAAGACCAUUACCACCAUCCACACUAUCAGCGGAACGCCCAUUCCCACCACUCUUACCACCACUUCUGCUUCCGUCGGUGAGGUGACCAACCCCCCGGGUCUCAACAACGAUUCCGGCAGUGGAAACUCUAGCGGUCUUUCGUCCUCCUCGAAGAAGACCAUCGUCGGUGUCUGUGUCGGUGUUGGUGGUGCAAUCGUGCUCGGUGCCGUUGCCUUGGUCUUCUGGAGAAUGAACGCCAGAAAGCGCCACGCACAGGAAAACGACGAGGCUACCGACCUUAUGAGUGGUACCGCUGUCGGUGCUGGUGCUCGUGAGAAGGCCCCUAGCCCUGCCUCCGGCACUCCGUUCAGAAGCACGUUGGACCAAUAUCACAACCCUGGGCCUGUCAACGCUGCGUCCAACUUCUAAGCUAGACAUAUGCUCUGGCUUACGAUCUCUGUUUACCCAAUGACCUAUGAGGCUAUGGGUAAUUUCAACAGCUUGGCAGUCUUUUUGAGGAUGUGAAGUCUGUACGAUUAUCAUGCAAUUGUUUAUAGGCGCUUUGUGGGCGGGAAAUCCUUCGGAUUUUUGAUUGAUGUUUUUU